AGGGAAGACACCAGGAAACAGGCUCCUGCCUAGACGCAACAGCAUGCAUCUCCUUGGCCCCUUGCUCCUGCUCCUUGUUCUAGAAUACUUGGCUUUCUCUGACUCAGAAGAUUGGAAGUUUGAGCACCCUAAAACCCUCUACGCUUGGGAGGGGGCCUGCAUCUGCAUACCCUGCCAAUACAAAAUUCCAGAGAAAAGAGAGCCCCGGGACAACAAAAGAAAGGUCCUGGACAACCUCACAGUGUACCAUAAUUACACGUAUGACCAAAAGGCCAAGGACUUCAACGGGAGCAUCCUCUACCAGAUGACAAAGAUGAAGGAGUUUCCCUCUCAGGAAAGGAUACAGUUCCUGGGAGACGAGACGUCCAACUGCACCCUGCAUAUCCGCUCUGUAAACACCCAAGACAGCGGUGUCCUGGGGCUGAGGACGACAUCAGGGGCUGAUAAAUGGAUGGAGAAUAUAUUCCUCAACGUCUCCAAAACGGCUCCUCCACCUCUCAUUCAGCUCCCUCUAGAAAUCCGGGAGUCCCAGAAGGUCACACUGACCUGCUUGCUGAAUUUCUCCUGCUUUGAGUACCAGAUCAGAUUGCAGUGGUCCCCGGAGUCAUUUCAGCUUCUCUCUGCCACCUCAACUACCCUGACUACUAAGACCGUCUCCACCCAGAGCGAGCUCACAAUGCAGCCUAAUUGGACCCACCAUGGCCAGAAUCUGACCUGCCAGCUCUGGAAUGACAAUGCAGGCGGGCUGCUCUCCUACAAAACCGUGCAGCUGGAUGUGAAGCACACCCCAAAGUUGGAGAUCAAGGUCAGCCCUGAAGAUGCCAUUGUAAAAGAGGGAAAUUCAGUGACCAUGACGUGCCAGAUCAUCAGCAGCAACCCAGAGUACUGGACUAUAUUCUGGCUCAAGGAUGGGAACCGACUGGAAGAGCAGGAAACACUGCAGAGGGAGAAGAAGAUGGUCACACUCACUCUGCCCUCAGUGACCAAGGAUAUGAGUGGAGAUUACCACUGUGAGGCCCAAAAUGAUAUCGGCUCAGGACAUUCACAAGUGGCCCUCCAAGUGCUCUAUGCUCCGAGACUUUCCUGGGUUCAGAUCCAAUCCUCACCAGCUAGGGAGGGAACUGGAGUAGCGCUGACUUGCAUGGCAGUGGCCAAUCCUCCUUCAACAGAUUAUACCUGGUAUCACAAUAACACUGAAAUCUGGAGAAGCACAAACGAGACCAUCCACAUCUCGAAGGUCUCCCUCAGCCAUGCUGGGAAGUAUUCCUGCCUGGCAAAAAACAGCGUUGAUUCUGGACCAAUGAGCCGGGACGCUGAGUUGGACAUCCAGUAUGCCCCCAAGGAGGUAACCAUAGUGCUUCAAAACCCCACGCCAAUUCGAGAAGGAGACAAUGUGACCCUGACCUGUAACUACACUUCCAGUAACCCCAGAGUUAUCCGAUAUGAAUGGAGUCCCCGAGGCUCCUGGAAUGAACUCGUACCUGGGGUGCUGACGAUUCAAAAAGUUUCCUGGAAUGCCGGGCCAUUCACCUGCGCAGCCUGUAACACAUGGUGUUCGUGGGCUGCCCCUGUCAACCUGCAUAUCAAGUAUGCUCCCAAAGGUGUCAAGGUCCUAUCCAUCAUCCCGCAUUCUGAGAUUCACUCUGGGGACCGCGUUCUCCUCCAAUGUAACUUCUCAAGUAGCCAUCCCACAGACGUCCGCUUCUUCUGGAAGAAAAAUGGAAUCCUUUUAAAGGAAGGAAGAGAACUGAGCUUUGACUCCAUCUCUCCAGAAGAUGCUGGAAGUUACAACUGCUUGGUCAACAACUCCAUAGGACAGAGCACAUCUGAGACCUGGAUGCUCCAGGUGCUAUAUGCACCUAGGAGGCUGUGGGUGUCUAUGAGUCCGACAGACAGUGUGAUGGAGGGGAAGAGGGCAGUCCUGACGUGUGAAAGUGAUGCCAACCCUCCCAUCUCCCAGUACACCUGGUUUGACUGGAAUAACCAAAAGCUCCACCAUUAUGAUCAGAUACUGAGAUUGGAUCCUGUGAAAGUUGAGCACUCAGGCGCCUAUUGGUGCCAGGCGGCCAACCAACUGGGUGUGGGCCAGUCGCCCCCCAGCAUCCUUACUGUCUACUAUAGCCCAGAGACCAUCAGCAGGCGAGUGGCCCUGGGCGUGGGGCUCUGCCUGGCCAUCCUCCUCCUGGCCAUCUGGGGAGUCAAGUUUCAGCAAAGUUGGAGGAGGAUUCAGAGCCAGCAGGGCCUUCAGGAAAAUUCCAGUGGGCAGAGCUUCUUCGUGAGGAAUAAAAAGAUUAGAAGGGCCCCCCUUUCUGAAGGCCCCCACUCCCUGGGCUGCUACAAUCCGGUGAUGGAAGACGCCAUCAGCUACGCUGUCUUGAACUUUCCUGAGAAUAACACGCCAAGGAUUGGAGAUGCAGGGACCUCAGAGGUGCCGAGACUUUCCCUAAACAGAGACGAUACAGUUACUUACUCUGUGGUGCACAAGCGUCAGGUGGGCGACUAUGAGAAUGUGACUCCAGAUGUUCCAGAAGACGAGGAGAUACAUUACUCGGAGCUGGUUCAUUUUGGGGCUGGGGAGCGGCCUCUGGACCACGAAGGGGUGGAAUAUGUGACCCUCAAACGCUGACUUGCAAAUGGGCUGAGGCAGAAGUGCCGAGGAGUUGCAGGGGUCCGGUGAUCAUGGAGCUUUUCCAUGCAGUCUCCCUCUACACACACACACACACACACACACACACACACACAAUUACUGCACCCCCGGUCACUACAGAGAUUUGGGCAUGGCCCAGAGAUAGUCUUCCUUCUCAGCAUUGGUAACGCCAACUGUCCAAAAGGCCUGCCGCUGGCCUUUUCCCACUCUCCUUCCCACCCAGAAACUCAUCUAAACACCUCGCAUGCACUGGACAAAUUCCCUGCCCCUCUGUCACUACCCACCCUCUCCAAAACCUCAUGCCCAGCUGGCUGAGUCCCUGCUGGGAUCAGCUUUGUCCCUAGUUUUUAUUCUUUCCCUCCCCAUCCCCUGACACCCUCCUGCCCCAUCCCAUUCAGAUAACCCCACUCACUAAUCUUAUGCCUAAUUUCUACCUUUGGGGCAAAACCCAGAGAAAGGGACAGAAGUGAAGUAGAAAGAGGCACUGUCUCAUGCUGGUUUCUCCUCGACCUGCCAGCGAGGCAUUCCAUGGACGGGCUCACACCGCUGCAGCCCCACCCUCCGAGGCCUCGGGGUCUGAGACAUACACCCAUGUGGACAAACAUGUGACGAACACGGAGCUGCACAAUAAAAAUGGCUAAGAUAUCACUUUGAAAAA
This is a messenger RNA of Pteropus alecto (black flying fox), 3305 nucleotides long. It is a transcript of the gene CD22, whose product is annotated as CD22 molecule. The coding region runs from base 44 to 2626 and encodes 860 amino acids. The transcript has 14 exons. Lineage: Eukaryota; Metazoa; Chordata; Mammalia; Chiroptera; Pteropodidae. The record is from RefSeq and is a predicted model, not a curated record.